UUCUCUUGUAGUUGUAGGGACCUAUGCCGAAAUUUUGCGCACAAGUUCAAAUUGCUCAAUUGAUUUGGUCAGUUUCAAGAUUACUUCUGGUGCCAAAUUUGAUGAUUCUGAGAUUAAUUUCAAUUUCAUUAAGAAUAUUAGUGUAAACAGGGAGAAUUUGACUUUCUCUAGUUAAUACUUCUCCUUUUCCUUCCUGCUUAUUUUGUGAAAAGAGACUAUAAAAUAACUUUUCAUCUAGAAUGAAACUUACUCAAAAUCAAACAUGCUAGAGAUACGGAGCCUGGACAGUGUCCUAUUGUUGAAGCAUCUUAAUGUCUCCAUUUGACUAAAGUUGAAAUGGAAAGUUUCCUUUUAGCAACAAUUCUUCGUCUAGGAGUCCCUCUAGAAAAAGGUGCAUAUGUAAUCCUCGAAGAACUUCUUUUUCCCCUAUUAACCAUUUUUCUUUUUUUUAAAAUGGUGCUUCAAUAUUUUGCCGGUAAAUUUUCGAGCGCCCUUCUAAUUCUUCAUAUCUUCUCAUGUAAGUAAGUUUAUUUUUGCUUAAUGAGAGGUGCAUAAUUUCAAUUUCAUCUUCAUGUUUUGUUUGGUGUCGUCUGACAUGAUUUAAAAUUAGCAAAAGGACAAUAUUUCCUUUUGGAGAAUAAGGUCGUUUGCACGACUGAUGCCCAUUUCUUCGUAAGUUGCACUUUGUCAUGGAUUUCCUCUGCACCUAAGUAAUGUUAAAAAAAAAAAAGAAAUAAUUCCUCUCAAACAGAAACUGAUAAAAAAAAAAAGAAGAAAUAAUUCUCGUCUGAAAAACUUUGAACAUAUAUAUCACGCCAUCAUUCUUCAAAACCUCUCCUUAGUCUUCUACCAUCGAAAUAGCAUUUCAUAUCCACACUUUCUGAUUCCAAACACUUUUGGUUUGACAUUUUCCAGUCUACCUCAAUUGAUUACUGUAUUAUAUACACUUCAUGUAUUAUAUUAAUUAUAUCCACGUACUUCUAAUCCUUACACUAUAUUUAACAACAACAAAAAAACGCUAUAAAUAUCGGAUCGAAAUACUGUUUUUGGCUACAUGUGAGUUCAAUAUUCGCCCCUCCUCUGCUCGCAUAUCCCAUCCGUUUUAGCACAGAAACGACUUUAAAAAGCCCUGCACGCGUCACGCGAGUUUCACGCACUAUUAGAAUAUUAGCAUUAUUACGUAGGGACAAAACAAUCACUUGCAAGUAGAAAUAGUCGAGCAAAACACUUGCACUUGAAGUCAAAUAUAAAAUAAUUAUAUACAUGCAUGUUCUUGAUUAGUUUAUGAAUUUAACAUCUCUUCUUUAUAGAUUUCAAAACUUCCAAGUUCAUUCUCCCCAUUUUCCAUAGCACAUACGCUAACUAAUGAAGAUGAGGUGUUCAAUCAUAUUUCUUUGCAUUCUAGCUUAUGCGAAUGUGACAGUUUCAGAGAAAUUGUCACCCUACGAUGUUCUCGAGAAAUAUGAUCUUCCAGUGGGUCUUCUUCCGAAGGGUGCCACGGGGUAUGAACUAAACGAAAAAAAUGGGCACUUCACAGCGUAUUUGAAUGAAACGUGCAUCUUCGGCAUAAAGUCUUAUGAGCUUAAGUACAAGUCCACCAUCAAGGGAGUGAUAUCUAAGGGCAAAUUGGCGAAGUUGAAGGGUGUUAGUGUGAAGGUUGAAGUGUUGUGGCUCAAAAUCGUUGAGGUUACUCGUGACGGCGAUGAUCUUCAAUUCUCUGUGGGUAUUGCUUCUGCUGGAUUUAGCGUCGACAGCUUUUCGGAGAGUCCUCAGUGUGGAUGUGGAUUCGUUUGCAACAGUUUCGAUAAAAAUGGUGAUGUUUCUUCUCUUUAGAUUAAAUCCAACAGGAUAUAGAAGAAUUCCGAUCUGUUGCUUUGUUUUUUCCGUCCUUAAUCAUUGAUCAUCAUGUUGUUGUCCUUCGCAUGAAUUAUGGCCUAUGGUGCUUUGAGGUAGACACUAGACAAAACAGCAUUACAUAAAUCAUGAAAAAUUAGUCUCCAUCAAUUUCUCAACAUCAUGUGCUUUUUGAGUUUCAAUCCAUACGAAGAGUGUCUUUUAAAAGUGUAUUAUCAGUUUUUUAGAUAAAAAAUAUCAUAAAUGAGUAUUUAUGUGAUAUACGUACUAUUUUUUUUUUAUAAAAAUAAAUAAAUAAAGGCAAUCAUGCAGUGGUUGAA
Molecule: messenger RNA, 2174 nt
Organism: Cajanus cajan (pigeon pea)
Lineage: Eukaryota; Viridiplantae; Streptophyta; Magnoliopsida; Fabales; Fabaceae
Product: transmembrane protein, putative (Protein of unknown function, DUF538)
Source: RefSeq, a predicted model, not a curated record